Molecule: messenger RNA, 2280 nt
Organism: Rotaria sordida
Lineage: Eukaryota; Metazoa; Rotifera; Eurotatoria; Philodinida; Philodinidae
Source: the annotation of a GenBank genome assembly
AUGGCAACUGUCGGUGGUAGUGAUGACAAUGAAUGGCAAAAAUUGUCACCAGAUCAAAAAGUUCAACAUAAAGCAUGGAAAGCUCGUAUGACUGGUUAUGAAGAAUGUGUUAAGCUAUUUCGUACACAAAAUUCAGAUCAAAGUCCUGAAUUUAAUAAAUAUGUUAAUCUUAUGAAAAAAUUUGUUAUUGAUUCAAAUGAAAAUGCACGUGAAAAAGCACUCGAUGCUGUAUUUGCUUUUGUUGAAGAAGCAAAUAUAGCUGGAAGAACUGUUAAUGAUGUUGCAUCUGGUUUAAUAACAAAAUGUUUAAAUUCACGUUUAAAAAUGAAAGAACGUGCAUAUGAAAUAUUAUUAAUGUAUAUUGAAAUAGAAAAACAAAUUGAAAUUGAAGAUGAACUUGUUAAAGGUCUUGAAAAUAAACAACCUAAAAUUGUUCAAGCUUGUCUUGAAAUACUUCGAAAAGGUUUAUCUGAAUUCGGUUCAAAAAUUCUUCCAAUAAAACCAUUUCUUAAACAAGUUAUACCUUUACUUGAUGAUCGAGAUAAAACUGUACGUGAUGAAUCAAAAUUAUUAAUUGUUGAAAUUUAUAAAUGGAUUGGAAAACAAACAUUAAUGCCAAUGAUACAAAAUGUUAAACCUAUACAAAUGCAAGAAUUACAAACUGAAUUUGAUAAAUUAGAUUUAAAUGGUAUUGAUAAACCUCGACAAACACGUUUUCUUCGUUCACAACAAGAUCUUAAACAAAAAAUGGAAGAAACAGUAGUAACUUCAUCGGUUGCUAUUGAAGAUACUAAUGUUGAAAUGCAAGAAGAUUUAGAUCCAUUUGAAAUGAUGGAAGCAGUAAAUAUUCUUGAACGAUUAUCGAAAGAUUUCUUUGAAAAGAUUGAAUCUAAACAAUGGAAAGAUCGAAAAGAAGUUCUAGAUGAUCUAUUAACAUUACUUACUCAAAAUCCUAAACCAACAUCAGAUAGUGAUUAUUCCGAACUCGUUAAAGUAUUAAAAAAAAUUGUUGCUAAAGAUAGUAAUAUACCUGUCGUUCUUGUUGCUGCAAAAUGUUUGACAGCAUUAGCUAAAGGUUUAAGAAAAACAUUUAAAAACUAUGCUGCUGGUAUUAUUGAAGUUUGUCUUGAUCGAUGUCGAGAAAAAAAAACUAAUGUAAUUGAAGUAUUACGUGAAGCAUGUGAAGCUGCUUAUCUGGCAACUACUCUUGAACAAUUUUCUGAAGUAGCUGUAAUUUUACUCGCUCAUAAAACACCAAUUGUUCGACAAUGUACACAACAAUUUCUUACAAAAUGUUUUUCUAUGGCAACACAAAUAACAUUACCAAAGAAAACAUUGAAAAUAUAUUUAUUACCAUUAAUUAAAAAUACAGGAGAAGCUGAUUCAACUGUACGUGAUAGUGCUUUUGAAAGUCUUGGUAUGUUAUGGAAAUGUCUUGGUGAAAAACAUAUUCUUCCGAAUUUAACUGAUAUGGAUGAACUUAAAUUAAAUAAAAUUAAAGAAUAUGCAGAAAAAUCAGUUCUACUUAAUCUUCGAGGCGAACCACGUUCAACUGCUCCGAUAAUUAUGGCUCAUACAACUACUACUUCACCUAUUAGUUCAAUAACAAACAAAUCAAAUAGUAAAUUAGAUGAAGAAUCAAAACAUUCAAAACCGCCAAUUAUAGUCAAGAAAAAGCCAAUUGUAAUAGCUAAACCUCCUCCUCCUCCUGUGUCGACUAAUGAAACUUCAGAAGAAAAGAAAAAAGAAUCGCGACCACUAAAAGCUCCUGCCGCACCAAUUUCUAAUGUUGUACCUCGUAUUUCAUCUUGUCGAAAUAAACAAACAGUUAUAAAUACAUCUUCAUCAAAUGUUAAAACAAACAUAUCAAAACCUCGACCAGUUACUGCUCUACCAUCAAAAUCAACAACAAUUAAUACACAAUCACGUACUCAACGUUUAACACCAGUUGUUCAAACUUCAACAACAAAAAUUCGUUCUAAACCACCUAUAUCAACAAAUCGACGUUCAUCAUUUGGUUCAACAAUUUCAUCUUCAACAUCAAAUUUACAACGACAAUCAUCAUCAACUGGUGGUUCAACAUCAUCAUUAAGUAGUACAAAUACUCAAGCAUCAAUACCAUGUACAAAUUCACAAACUCCAACGCCAUCAACAAUAACAAUACUUCGAUCAGUUUCAAAUGAUAUUAUUUCAUCACCAAAUUCAUCAAAUAUAAAUACAAAAAGUCGUAUACCUAUACGAACAAUGCCAAUAAAUAUUGUUAAAAAAUCAUUAACAUAA